GUAGUAGUACGUGUUUAAAUUUCAGCUUGUAAUGCUAGAAAGUUAAGAUACAUAUACGAAUAGAGUGGAAUAAUUUGCAGUUUUUUCUUUUAACUAUAUUGUUCAUCAAAAAUUAUCUUUAAGCUGUCAUGCGCAUCAAGACUGAGAGAAAUCAGCACACUCCACCAUCUAGAAGUAUUAGCAAGGAAUAUGACAGCAUUGAAAUGGAUAGGCUAUGGCGGCCUGUUUUUGAAAAGUACGAUUCUGACAAUGAUGGGUGGAUCCCACUGGAUGAACUGAAAAGGAUUCUCCAGUCAGAUCCAUCUGAGAUCAGCUCUGAUUUUCCUGAAGAUGUUUUGGAUGAAAUUUUGGAAAGAGCUGACUGGGACCACAAUCGAAUGCUGAGCUAUGAGGAGUUUCUUCGAAUGGUUCAUGCCAUGGAGUUGGGCUCUGCCAGACCAAAGUUUCAGAGACUCGUGAGGUUUGCAGCAAUGGCAGUAGUACCGAGAACCGAACGAGCUACCACAGUGCGAAGAUAUCUGGAGCAGUACAGUUGUAUGCCUCCUCCACUGUUUAUGAUUGUAGCUAGUUUGGGAGAGUUGGGUGUUUUUAUUUAUUACUGUGCAAAACUGAAAGAACUGAGUGCUGCUGGUCCCGUUCCCAUCGAAAGCUCCCUUAUCUACAAUCCUUACCGUCGCAACGAGGCCUGGAGAUUCAUCACGUACAUGCUUAUUCAUGCUGGAGCUGUUCAUAUUUUUUUCAACAUUAUAAUCCAGUUGUUAUUGGGAAUACCCUUGGAGAUGGUGCAUAAGUGGUGGAGGGUUGGGCUUCUCUAUCUUGCUGGUGGAUUAGCAGGAUCUUUGGGUUCAUCAAUAUCUGAUCCUUCUACAUUCCUGGCUGGUGCCUCUGGUGGAGUAUAUGCAUUAAUAGCUGCCCACUUGGCCAAUGUUAUAGUAAAUUUUAAAGAAAUGGAGUUUGCUUGGUUUCGAUUGGCUGCUUUGUUCAUUUUUGGAGGCACUGACGUUGGGGUUGCCCUCUACUAUCGUUAUUAUGGGAAUGGAGAUAGUCGUACAAGUUACGCUUCACAUUUCGCUGGUGCUUUGGGAGGUCUCCUGCUGGGAGUGAUAACCUUAAAGAAUUUGAAAGUUCACAGCUGGGAGAAAAAACUUGGAUGGAUAAAGAGGAUUACAUGGUUGACGGGAUAAAACGUCAAGACAGCUGAUGACGUGUGAC
Molecule: messenger RNA, 1212 nt
Organism: Limulus polyphemus (Atlantic horseshoe crab)
Lineage: Eukaryota; Metazoa; Arthropoda; Merostomata; Xiphosura; Limulidae
Product: rhomboid-related protein 2-like
Exons: 10
Coding region: 129-1184 (351 amino acids)
Cellular component (GO): membrane
Molecular function (GO): serine-type endopeptidase activity; calcium ion binding
Source: RefSeq, a predicted model, not a curated record